UACAUUCUCCAUUUCUAAUUUUGUAUCGAUUCUGUAGGAAUUAUAGCAUUUCCUGUCUGUUUCUCCCUUUUAGAAAUUACUCCUUUUCUUUUUAUACCGCUGUGGUAUAAGUUGCCUAUCUAACAGACGUUAACUAUCACCUCUGUCGAUUCAAAAAUAUAUUGUUUCAAAUAUCUACGUAUUCUUCGAUAUAUUUAGUUUCUUAUCACCUUGAAAUCUUUUAUACUCGUUAUCUAAAGUAUAUAGAAUAUAUGUAAUAUAGAUUCGCUGAUUGAAUUGUACUUAUGUGACGUCACGGGUUUUUCCAAUCUGUUAAAAUUUAAACUACUCCAAAAUUCAAUUCAGUACAUUCUUGCAAUGGCUAAGAUUAAAAUCAUCCUGUUAUUUUCUCUUUGUUAUGCUUCAACAUCGUUGGGUUAUUUCAUACAAUCUGAAACAAAUUUAAUCGUUUCAACUCCUUUGGGGCAACUUAGAGGAACCACAUUAACAAGUAGGAAAGGGGCAAAGAUUCUUUCUUUUCUCGGGGUUCGAUAUGCUGAGGCACCAAUUGGAAAUUUAAGAUUUCAGCCUCCAGUUCCUGUAAAACCUUGGAAUGAAAUUUACGAUGCCACAGAAAAUCCUCCUCUUUGUCCACAAUCUUUCGUUGAUUCAACUAAAGAGGAUUGUUUAUUUCUUAAUGUUUAUACGCGAAGCUUAGAAAAUGAGAAAAAGCCGGUUAUGGUUUUUUUCCACCCUGGUGGUUUUUACGAAGGAAUUUCGUCGAGCGAAUUCUUUGGUCCUCAUUAUCUUUUAGAUCAAGAUAUAGUUUUGGUUGUUCCAAAUUAUCGCCUUCAAACCCUCGGUUUUUUAGCAACGGGUAGUAAAGAGGCCCCAGGAAAUAACGGACUUAAAGAUCAAGUUCAAGUUCUUCGUUGGGUUCAACAAAAUAUUGCUUCAUUUUCUGGUGAUCCCAAUAAUGUAACAAUUUGUGGUUAUAGUGCUGGGGGAAUGAGCGUAACUCUUCAUAUGGUCUCACCGAUGUCGAGGGGAUUAUUUCAUAAAGCUAUUUCAAUGAGUGGAACUGCUUUUGGGGUACAACCAAUUAUUUCCGAUCAAUUAAGAUUGGCUAAAAAACAAGCCCAAUUAGUUAAUUGUCCCGAAGAAGUUGACAAUGGCCUUAUUGAUUGUCUAAAAUCGAAAACUUCGGAGGAAUUAUCGAAUAAUUUGGAAGGAUAUCAAGAGUUUCUUUAUGAUCCAAUUUGGUUAUGGAUGCCGGUUAUUGAACCUGAUUUUGGGCAGGAACGAUUUUUGGUCGAACAUCCAAUAAAGUCCGUUGUUAAUAAAAGAGUCGCCGAUGUUCCCCUUUUAAUCGGGGUUACUAAAGAUGAAUUUGGUGGAAGAUCUUAUUUUGUAGUGAAUAAUCAAACCGCUUUGAAAGAAUUUGAUGAAAACUACAAAACAAUUUGGCCGAUUAUUUUUGGGUACGAAAGAGAUUCGCAAUUUUCUUUAAACGUCUCCGAAGGAUUACGGAAAUUUUAUUUCCCCGGUAACGAAAUUGAUGAAUCGAAACGGCAAGGAAUCGCCGAUUUAUACGCCGAUAGCAUAAUCGGUUUUGGGAGUAAUCGCGGUGCAAAACUUUUAACGCAACACCUCAACAGCAAAGUUUAUUAUUACCAGUUUAGUUAUGAAGGAGAACAUUCUUUCUUUUAUAUCCCCGGAACCAACGACACCAUUCCUUAUGGUGCAUCACACCACGAUGAUUUAUUCUAUCUUUUUUAUAUCUCACUUCGAACUCCGAUGUUUACCGAAGAACCCGAGAGUAAAAUCGUUGAUAAUCUAACAACGAUUUGGGGUAAUUUCAUUAAAACUGGUAAUCCCAAUGCAGAAUUGUAUAAUUGGCCGGAAUAUGAUUUGAUCAAUCAACAAUAUUUAGAUAUUAACAUUAAUUUGAAAACUUCGUCUUUUAUGUUUGAGGAACGUUAUGAAUCAGAAGAUGUUAUUACCAAGGUCACUGCCCGGAUAACCAAACGAAUGGGACUUAAAUAAAGGAGGGUGGAAUGCGUUUUGCUGCCAUGGAAAUCGAACAAGAUAAAACUACAGGGAAUUACGAGGCGGAAUUUACGCACGGAUGUCUCCCCGAUGAGGAAGGCGGUCUUAUGCAGAAUGGCUUGGGAAACAUUUAUGAUCAUCGUAGUGUUACUUUCAUUACUUUAUUAUCCAUUUUUGGUCUACUUCGAUGAGGACUUAUUUACAAUAACAACAAUAAUUCACGGUUUCUUCAUCACCUUUUUUACCAUCGACAUCGGAAUUAACUUCAAUACGGGUUACUUUUGCGCGGCGAAUAACAAAGUGAUUCUUAAUCGCAAAGAAGUAGCAAAGAACUAUUUGAAAUCUUGGUUUCUUUUCGAUGUGAUUUGUUUAGUUAAUCUUCAUGGAUUAAUAAUCGUCACGAUGACGGUGAUACUAAAUUAUUUGAAAAUAUUAAGAAUCAGCAUGAUAGUCAGAUAUCUUCAAGGAUUUACGGAAUGCACCCAAAUCACUUUUUACCGCUUCCAUUUUUUAAAAUUAAUCGUUAUUACUUUAAUAAUAAUUUGGUGGGCGACUAGUUUGUUAUAUUUUCUCGUUACUGUGUACGAUGAGAAAUGGAUGAGAGAUACCACAAAACCCGGAAAAGUGAUUACGUGUUUUUACCGAGUUUCUUAUUUAGUUUUUAUGGUUGGAUUCGGUAACGAAUACUCGCAAAGCAACGGCGUUAUUAUUUUCGAGAUAAUUUGUUGGAUCGCCGGGAGUAUAUUAAAAAUAUUCUCUUUCGCCGAAGUUUUACAACUCGUUACUAAAUACAGCUCGAGUAGGAAUUUGUAUCAAAACAGAAUUCAACGAUUGAAGCGAAUGAUGAGAACGAAACGUCUCCCUCAAGCUAUUAGAUUGCGCAUUCUUCAAUACUUUGAUUUCCGAUAUCAAAAAAAUUAUUUCCAAGAAGACGAGAUUUUGGACUGUUUAUCGUUUCAACUUAAAGACGAAGUUUUAGGACACGGCUGUAGGCAAUUAAUCGAUAAAACGGGAAUUUUUAAUCAUUUACCGUCUUAUGUGACCGAAAAUUUUGUUUUAAAAAUGCGGCAGAUUAUUUAUUUAAAAGAUGAUGUUAUUGUUCGUGCUGGAGAUGAUGGGGGGAGUAUGUUUUUUGUGCACGACGGCGCGGUUGCUAUUUAUACGAAAGAUAACGAAGAGAUUUGUCAUGUCGGGGAUGGGGAAUGUUUUGGGGAAAGAGCGAUGAUACUGAAGAAUAGUAAAAGACUCGCUACGGUUAUUGCUGUUGAUGCUUGCGAAAUUUAUAUUUUGGAGAAUAAAGAUUUCGAAAAUUCGCUUUCUUCGUCGCCUGGUUUGCUCGAUGAUUGUAGAAAGAAGGUCGAAGAGAAAUUUAAUAAAUUCGCCCACAUAUAUAGUAACAAAAUAUACACUUUGUAGUUAU
Onthophagus taurus is the source of this 3448-nucleotide messenger RNA. Its product is annotated as esterase FE4-like. The record is from RefSeq and is a predicted model, not a curated record. Lineage: Eukaryota; Metazoa; Arthropoda; Insecta; Coleoptera; Scarabaeidae.